Saccharomycopsis crataegensis is the source of this 2403-nucleotide messenger RNA. RefSeq names its product Ccm1p (gene CCM1). The transcript has a single exon. The record is from RefSeq and is a predicted model, not a curated record. Lineage: Eukaryota; Fungi; Ascomycota; Saccharomycetes; Ascoideales; Saccharomycopsidaceae. Gene Ontology annotation, molecular function: protein binding. Bases 1 to 2403 code for a protein of 800 amino acids.
AUGAUGCUAAACCGUUCCAAACUAGUACGGAUACCGAUAAGAUCGGUUCACGUAUACUCUAAGGCAAAAUAUAAGAGGAAAAUCUCUGAAAAGGUUGCGGUUAACCUUGAGCAACAAAAUUCUUCAUUUGGUGUUGACGUGAUAAAUGGUAACGACAAUGAAACUCAGACACUUCAAAAGCUCAAGAACUUGCAAGAGUUGACUAGAAAAUUAAGAUCAGAAUUGAAUACUCCAAAAGCAGACAAGCGUGUUGAAGAAAGCUUGAGUGCACCACAAGAUUCUCAAGCAGAAGAGAAAGAUAUUGAUGAAAUUUAUCAACAUAUAAUGGCGCCAUCCGAAGGCCAGGGCCAGUCUGAGGAUUUAAAAAGUUUACCUCUUAAUAAUUCACUUCUACAGAAAAUAAUUCUGAAAAAUUCAACCAUUCCUGAGGCAAUAUCUACUAAAAUUGUCGACAUUGAUAAGUUUAUGCCAUCUAAAUUCAAUCAAAAUUGGGGGUUAUUACUUGAAGAUUUGAAGGAAAAUAACUCGAAAAUUUUUGAGGAAGUACCGGUCAAGGAUGUGCAAGACUUUGUUGCAGCGAUACCAUUGAAAGAUAGAGAAAAAUCACUUCGUACAAUAGAACACUUAUUGAAGGAAUCAAAUGUCAAACCCACAACAUUUAUUUCUGAUUUAUUAUUAGCAGCAAAGGCAAAUAAUUGCGAUAAUAUCAGAGAAAUUGAUAGUUUUUAUAAAAAAAUGAUUAGCGAAGGAAGUAAACCUUCACUUUAUACUUUUGGAAAUGUAUUUAAGGCAAUUAGAAAAUCGUCGAAAACUUUUACUUUAUUCAGAGGCAAUACUAUACCGUUCAAACAACUUCAAAGUUUCAGAAACCAUAACUUAGCUAAGAUAAAUGAAUAUUUAUUAGAAAUGCAGAAACAUAAGAUCCAAGCUAACUUAAUCAUAUACACCAAUAUUUUGCAAGCAUGUAUGUCCUUGGAAGAUUACGACCAAGCGAUUGAAGUUUUUGAUAUGUGCAAAUUCAACAAUUUAAAACUUGAUGCGAAUAUAUAUAAUUCCAUUUUGCUUUUGGAAGGUAAAAGGAAAAACUUGGAGAGAUGUUUGGAUUUGUAUCGCGAAAUGCUAGAAGCCUCAAUUAAGGCGAACGGCGAAACAUUCUUAAUUUUAGCACAAGCGUGUUGCUCAAAUGAUCGUUAUAUAUUCAAAGCUUGGGAGUUUUUAAUAUCUUACUUAGAAGUUGAUGGAAAUAGUUCAAAGCCUUUAACAAAGAGAUUAGUGGAAGUUAUGAUGAUAUUGGCGUCUAAAGAUUCAGAUUUGGAGCUAGCAAGAAUUUUCUUCUUUCAGACAUUUCAAAAGUUUGCUGCUAACAACCAAGAUCCCGGUCCUGAAAUUUUGAAUUUGCUACUUGAGACUUACAAGAAUUUUGAUCCAAAGGAGCAGAAACAAUCGGUUAUGUAUGCUAAUGAGAAGACUAGGAGCUUGCGUUUCAAUUUGAUUGAGAGUGUUGAUUUCUCAAAUUUAUGCUUUAAUACACUCAGCAAAAAAUUUGACGAAAAUAUUAUGGUGAAAUCAGGCGAUCUCCAGUCUUUACCAAUGUUGCCAAUUCAGAGAUUGACUAAUUCUAAACAAAUACUCGAGGAAAGUAGGGCAAUUUGGUCAUUUAUUGUACUCCAUUUCCCACACUAUAUUAAUGUCCAAAAUGUUAGUUCAUACUUGAAGAUUUCUCUAAAUCAUGGGGAAAGAAUUGAUGAUUAUGUUGAGAAGUUCAACCUUUUAACAUAUUUCGAGGACGAAGGGAUUGAAUUUAGUAAGAUCACAAAACAGAUCCCUGGCAAAACGAUUACUUUGGAAGAUGAUGACUAUGAUUAUGAAAAAAAAUCCACUGCUAAUGGUGAACAAUCAAAUGAUACCCAAACCCCAAUACUUGAGGAAGACAAAGAAAUUUCAGUGGAUAGUCAACCUGAAAUCAUUAAUUUGGCAAAUGAUCAUCAAAAGAAACUCAAGAUCCCAAGAAGCAACGCAUUGUACAAGCUUUCACUUGUCGUCAGUAAAAAAUUCAAGGAUCUAGAGUAUAUGCAAGAUACCUGGGUCGAGCGUGGUAAAUUCCGUAAAACUUCAAGGUUCAGAAACUUAUCAAUAGAGAAGAAAAACGAACUUGAUUUUGAAUUUGCCAGAGCUAUGAUAAAAUCUUUGCUUUCUAUGGGUUUAGUGAAUGAUGCAUUGAAUAUUGUGUUAUCAACGGAAAAUCAAUUCCCUUGGAGCUUCUAUUAUCUUAAGAACAUUUAUGUCUACGCAGAAUCCAUUGGUGAUGAAUAUGUGAAAACGAAGGUCAAACAAAUUUCGAGAAAACAUAGUCCAAUUAAAAGAUCAGAUUUCAGAGAGUACAGUGCAAACAAAUACAAUUAG